This is a messenger RNA of Paramecium sonneborni, 677 nucleotides long. NCBI's taxonomy places the organism in Eukaryota, Ciliophora, Oligohymenophorea, Peniculida, Parameciidae. The record is from the annotation of a GenBank genome assembly.
AUGAUAAAUGUUUCAUCUACUUUUAGAAGUCCAAAAAAGAAUAAGCAAGACUUAAAUGACUUGUUAACAAUCAUUGAAGUAUUUAAAAAAAACUAGAAAAUUUAUUUAUCCUAAAAUCCUAAAUUGAUUUCAAAUAUUCAAUACGAUGAACCAUCGUAACUUGUCUCUAUUAAUGAAACCUUAUAAAACAAAAGCAAAAACAAGAAGAGUCGAUCUACUGAAUAAAUGAAUUUAAAAUUAGUAUUAGAAACAUGGUAAGCUAAAUAAAUAUUUAUCAAAGAUAAUAUUGUCUCAUAAAAUAUUUCUAAAAAUAUUAUCAUUGAUCCUGCUAAUUUGUAAUCUGUAAAAUAUUACUAUGGAAAAAAGUAAUAAUUAGCAAUAAAUAAAUCAAAAUAAAAUUAAUAAUUUCAUUCUUAAAGAACUAAUAGCGUUAAAAAUAAUGAUACAUAAAUCAAAUUGCCGCCACUAAAAUCUAUAUAUAAAUUACUUGUAACUGAAUCUGAAAAUAAACCUAAAAGUACUUUAGGUUCUAUAACCAAAAAAAUGUUUUCUUCUGAUAAAGCCUUAUCUCAGGAUGUUUAUAUGCCAACUGCAAUAAGUAUGUACCUAUUUUUAUUUAUUUAGGAGUUCCUCCAAUAAAUCUGCCAAAAAUUUUAUUGAAUAAAACUUAAGAAUGA